AUGGCAGCGAGCGAGCCGAGCCUCCCGGCGGACCCCGGCCACCCCGAGCCGCCGCCGCCGCCAUCGCCAUCGCCCGAGAGCCCGCAGGAGGCCGAGCCGGCCCCGGCCCCGGCGCGGAGCUCUGAGGGUCCGGCCGCCCCCGAGCCGGCCCGCCCCGCCGCCGCCGCCGCCAGCCCUCCGCCUCCUCCUCCGGCCGCCUCGGCGGCUCCCGGGGCCGAAGCCGCCGCUCUGGGCCGCGCUCAGGGCCCCGGCGCCUCCCGCCUCGGCCCCGAGACCUUCCGCCUGCGCUUCCGCCAGUUCCGCUACCAGGACGCGGCGGGCCCGCGCGAGGCCUUCCGGCAGCUGCGGGAGCUGUCGCGCCAGUGGCUGCGGCCCGACGUCCGCACCAAGGAGCAGAUCGUGGAGAUGCUGGUGCAGGAGCAGCUCUUCGCCAUCCUGCCCGACGCGGCGCGAGCGCGCCGGCCCCGUCGCCGCACCGACGUGCGCAUCACCGGCUGAGCGG
Molecule: messenger RNA, 502 nt
Organism: Suncus etruscus (white-toothed pygmy shrew)
Lineage: Eukaryota; Metazoa; Chordata; Mammalia; Eulipotyphla; Soricidae
Gene: SCAND1
Product: SCAN domain containing 1
Exons: 1
Coding region: 1-498 (165 amino acids)
Source: RefSeq, a predicted model, not a curated record